This is a messenger RNA of Perca fluviatilis (European perch), 3207 nucleotides long. RefSeq names its product type-2 angiotensin II receptor-like. Bases 410 to 1726 code for a protein of 438 amino acids. The transcript has 2 exons. Gene Ontology annotation, biological process: immune response; G protein-coupled receptor signaling pathway. The record is from RefSeq and is a predicted model, not a curated record. Lineage: Eukaryota; Metazoa; Chordata; Actinopteri; Perciformes; Percidae. Gene Ontology annotation, molecular function: G protein-coupled receptor activity. Gene Ontology annotation, cellular component: membrane.
GCUAUAAGAUCCCCAAACUCAUCUGGUUUCUCAGAGCCUCCAGUCAGUUUUCUCCAAACACUCACACAUACAGACUCACACACAUACAUACACACAUACAGACACACACACACACACACACACACACACACACACACACACACACACACACACACUCACACACACACACACACACACACACACACACACACACACACAAACACAGAGGCGUGAUAUGGUCCGGGGUACUUAACAGUGCAGAUUUCUCUUGGAGGGGUCGAGAAGCAAUUGUCACGACUUGGACUUUAGCCAAAAGAGGCACUGAAAACGGCUAUACUUCUCGGACUGGACGCCCAAUCACUCACAGCUGACCUCAGAAAACUAAAAGGAGGGAAGUGGAAUUGUGUGACGCAAGGGUACAUCCUGUUCCAUGAUGGGGAUCCCGAAUGACCUCUCCCUUUUCAACUCCACCUCCUCCCCAUAUUCAACGACAGAGAUCUAUCUGAACACCUCUCUAGCCUCCUCUGCUCCCCCCUGCACAGACUGGCCUCCUGUCCCCAUGACCACAGUCAUCCCGGUCAUCUACAGCAUCAUCUGCGUGCUGGGAACCGUAGCCAACGCCCUGGCAGUGUGGGUGUUGGCGCAUGCCAGUGCCUUAAGGAGAACUGUAGCUAACACUUUCAUGCUGAACCUGUGUGUGUCUGACCUGCUGUUCCUGCUGUCUCUCCCGCUGUGGGCCGUCUACUACUCCCAGGGCUACAGCUGGCCCUUUGGCCUGGUUGCCUGCAAAGUCUGCGGCGCUCUCCACAACCUCAACCUCUACGCGUCUAUCUUCUUCAUCACAUGCAUGAGCGUGGACCGUUACCUGGCCAUCGUGCGUCCACUCCGCUCCCAGAGUGCACGAUACCCCAAACGGGCCCGGCUCACGUGCAUCCUGGUGUGGGUGCUGGCGUGCGCUUGCUCGGCCCCCACUUUGUAUCUGAGGGACACUUACCCCCUGAAGGGGCUGGGCGUGGUGGCCUGCGUGAUUGACUACCCUGAUCAUACCUGGUAUCUGACCCUGGUCUGGAUGAAGAUUGCUCUGGCCUUCCUGCUGCCGAUGUUUGUCAUCUCUUGUUGUUACUGGGCUAUUGGUAGACAUUUGUUGGCGGACACAGGGCUGGUAAGAAUGCAGAAUCCGUCGCAACGCACCAACAUGACCUCCUUUAAAUCACUGGAGCUAAAGGAAGGCUGCAGUAAACCAGAGAGACCACCGACCCCUUGUGUGUGCCCCAGCUCCAGCGGGAGCAGACCCCUGGAGCGGGUGUUGUGGACAGUAGCUGCUGUGGUCGUGGCCUUCUUCGUCUGCUGGUUCCCCUUUCACUGCGUGACUUUCUUGGACGCGCUGAAGAGCGACGGCUGGCGGGACAGCUGCAGGAUGUACUGGACCAUCCACACCCUCACCCCUCUGACCCUUUGCUUGGGCUUCUCCAACUCAGCCAUCAACCCCGUGCUCUACUGCUUCGUCGGAAACCAUUUCCGGGGCCGUCUCGGGGGGCUCUGCAAGGGCCUGUGUGCUUGUCUUGAGGCCCGUGGGGGAGAUCACAGUCAGAACAGGGGCUCCUUCAGCACCAGGCUGAGCUCCUUCUCUCGAAAACUCAGUGACCUGAAGGACCUGGCGAUUGUGGAGCCCUCUGGUCCUGCCUUACCAGCCCUUCAGAGGGGAGGCUUUUCCUUCCCUCCACUGGCUUCACAGCCCAACGAGUGAUGCCAACGUCAAGUGCCUGCUGAACUCCAAUAAGCAUGGAUGUGUGUGAGACAGAGCUGUUACUAAAACUGACUAAGUCUAUUUCCAGCAGAGCUCAAUGCUGCCCUACAAAGAAAAAUUAACAAAAGAAAACAUGAAGCUGAGGGAAAAAAGGGUUUAAAGUUUUGAGGCUGGAUAGCCAAACUGUGUGACAAACAACUUUAUACAUUUCAUGUCUUUAAUGCUGCAGCAGGCAGCUCAUUACAGCGAAAAAGCUCCAAGAAUCCACUGUACGGACACAGUUAGCGACUAGCUAGUGAUCAUAGUGGAGCAUUUAGCAGCUAAAGAGCCAGAUAUUUCCCUCAGGAGUUGUAGGAGAGCAAACACAGAGCUGGGGGAAGAUUGGACACGCAUUCAUCAGGUAGCCAGAAACAUGACUCCAUAUGAAAUAGAAUGUUGCUCCAUGACUUCGAAUAGGGAAAAUAUUUUAACUAAUAAAUAUCACUAUGCAACCUCCCCAGGUGAUUACUUACAUUAAGACAAUCAUGUUUGGUAUUACACGUUGUUUUGAAAUUGCAUGUUUAAAUAUGUGAAUGAUGCAUUAUCCUAAUAAAUAUGUGCUAAUUUGCAUAGCUACAUUUCCAAACAGAAACAUUGGAUAAAGCCAGGUUAAUAUUUUUGUUUCAUUUGGUUGACAUAGGCCUAUUAGAGCCAAAUGUUUUUUUGUGAAUUUAGGAGGAAUCUAUUGAAGCGAGUAGAAAAAGGGUAACGGUAGUCACCUUAAUGUGUAUUUUGAAUGUUUGUUUCCCACUUGUCAAAAAGAAGACAUGUUAUCGAAGCAAAUUAGCCUCCCAAAAAUAAAAAAAUAAUAAUAAUGUUUUUGCCUGUAGUGUCUCCCCUUCAAAGGCAAUGCUAUGUCAGUUUGGUGUUUACAAAGUUCCCUCAUGUGGCUAAAAAAGAAUCAUAUACAGUAGGUUUAGGUGUGCAGGAAAGAACCUGUAGGCAGUUACAGCUAAUCUGGCUAACCUAGGCUAGUAUUAUUUCAGCAGGACUCGUUUAGCUGCUGUUUCUUUCUGUUUUUUCAUCAUGGUCGGAUUUUCUGCCUCAUUUUUAUGGAAUGAUAAACUUGUUUAAAAAGAUGUUGGAUGUUCAUAAUAGAGUUUUCACAGGAAAACAGGUUUAAUAGAGUACAUUUAGCGAUACCUAGGCUAGCUGUGGCUAUCUUACAGCUAGCUUUGAUUUAAGCUGUUUUGUAGUUUUGCAAACUGUGAUGUUUCUUCUGAAAUUAUACUAAUUGCAAAAUAAUACUGUAAUUGUAUUGGUUAAACAAUUUUAUAUGGUAACUCUAUGUCUACCGAAUGUGUAAUGACUUGGCUUUGUAGAUAUAUUAUAUGUAAUCAUGUAACUUUGUUUUAUGGUAUUAUUCUGUAAAGAAAGUUUAGGAAAAUGACUGCAUUUCUUUGACUGAAUAAGAAAUAAAGUGAACAAUAUUUCCCUAAAAA